AUGUCUACCUCCGCACAAGAGCUCGUUGCGACCAUUAGGAGUUGGUUGAAGUGUGUUAAUGAGAAGAGAUGGGAUGACCUACCAAAAUACAUGCAGCCUUCAUACAGUCAAAACGGCAUCGACUACACACCAGAAUCAUGGGCAACACACAUGAGCGAACAUGUAGCCCCUCAACUUGGAGGAGAUGUUCGCAUCAACGAAGACAGCAUUAUGGUCGACGAAGACGCACAGUGUGUCGCAUUUUCCGUGUGGCUCAAAUUCAAACCCGAGAUCCCGCUCUUCGGGUACCAACCUAAAGGCCGCGACGUCCUAUUGGUGGAGCACGGCUUUAUCUGGUUCACCCACGGAAAACUAUCAAAAGCUUUAUUCCUGAUCAACAACGACGAUAUGCGCAAACAACUAGCAAGUCCGAACUCCGAAUAUGUACCUAGCCUUAUCAGCGAAUAUUUGGCUCCGCGAACAGAUGCUCCACUUCCCCGUGAGAAGCUGGAGGAGCUUUAUCGGGGUUAUGUUGAUACUGUUAAUUUUCGUCGGACGGCGACGGAUUACGCCAAGUAUGUCGACCAGCCGGAGAUGUUGCUUAACAAUGGGGCACCGGCGCGGAAUAUUGUGGAGGAUACGCUAGCGGCGAUUCCCGACUUGCACGUGGAAAUCGAGACCCUCAUCGCCGACGAGGAGUCGCAGCGGGUAGCUGUAUGGUUGAAAUUUACUGGAACGCCGAUUAAGGAGUACGGUGGAUUGGUGGCGAACGGUCGCUCUGUCGGAUUCACCGAACACGCUACGUAUCAGUUCGUCAACGGCAAGAUCCAACGGAUAUGGGGUGUCAUGGACCUGGACGAGGCAAGACAGCAGCAAACGCAGAAUCCGAUUAAACAACACUAUGUAUCAGUGUUGUGA
Hypoxylon trugodes is the source of this 897-nucleotide messenger RNA. Its product is annotated as SnoaL-domain-containing protein. The record is from RefSeq and is a predicted model, not a curated record. Lineage: Eukaryota; Fungi; Ascomycota; Sordariomycetes; Xylariales; Hypoxylaceae. The transcript has a single exon. The coding region runs from base 1 to 897 and encodes 298 amino acids. Gene Ontology annotation, biological process: polyketide metabolic process.